AGGAUUUCGGUGAAAUCAGUUCGGAACAAGCUGGUCAGAAAGUUUUGUAGUUAAAGUAUUUUCCUCGUUUUUUUAAAAAGGAAUCUGACUUUUAUUAAAAUAUCUUUUAAUUGUUGACAAAUCGUGCUCCCAAAAGUUCGGUGCUUAAAGUGGCCAAAUUUAUAAUUUCUGUGCAAUUUUACUUUCAAUGUUGACUCAUUCGGACGCGUUAUUAUUGUUUUGAUUAUUAAUGGUGCAACAUGUUUUUUUAGUAAAUAAGUUUCGAGUCCAUUGGUCCUACUUCUGGUCAUUUAGCUUUCAUCAUUUUAGUUCAACUUUUAACCCUUGGAUCAGCGAUUUGCGUUUAAUGGGAUUCUAAUUUCCCAUUUACAAAAUUGUAUCUUUAAGUGUCUCUAGCUCUGCCAAUCAAAGUGACUAUCAAAACCGUUUUUUCAUCAUUCUGGACUGUCUUGAACAAUUUUGGUAUAAUUGUUGUAGAAUAAUCAAAUUUUAGUUUUAUUAAAAUAGUUUGCCAUGGAAAAAGGUAAUACAGUGAAUGUGAAUAGUAAAAAGGCGGUUAUCUCGGCUGGUGACCAUCUUUUCAUCUUUAUUAGUCCAAAACAAAUGUAUCCAUUGAAAGUUGUUCCAAAAGAAACUUUUCAAACUAAAUUUGGACCAAUUAAACAUAAUGAUUUGAUUGGAGUAAAAUAUGGAACCAAGUUGAAUCUUUCAAAAGGUUGGGUUUAUGUCCUACCAUUUACUCCUGAACUUUGGACAUUAAAUUUACCCCAUCGAACGCAAAUAUUGUACUCAACAGAUAUAAGUAUGAUUACUUGCCAGCUUAAUUUAAAACCAGGCUCAGUAGUCAUUGAAUCAGGAACCGGAUCAGGAAGUUUAUCGCAUGCAAUAAUCAGAACGAUUGCUCCAGAUGGUUUUCUUCAUACAUUUGACUUUCACUUGGCUCGGGCAAAUGAAGCAAGAAAAGAGUUUGACGAUCAUGGAUUAACAAGUUUAGUUAGAGUUGAAAAUCGAGACGUUUGCCAAGACGGUUUUGGACUGAAAGCAAUUGCCGAUGCUCUGUUUCUCGAUUUACCUCACCCAUGGACUGCAAUUCCGUUCGCAUAUGAAGCAAUGAAACCAUUUGGUUCAAGGAUUUGCUGUUUUUCACCGUGCAUUGAACAAGUGCAGAAAACGGUGCAAGCAUUACAAUCGAUGUGUUUUAUGGACAUUGGAACUAUGGAAUUGGUUUCAAGACCGUUUGAAACGAAACAAAUGAAAAUGGAGAAAUUUUGUUUCACUGAAACACCUGAAAGUGAGAGUAACACAACGAACGAUGUCAAAGCUGUCCCAUCAAUCCAAAUUGCCGGCCACACUGGAUUUUUAACAUUUGCUACAAAAAUUUGAAUAUCAUAUCAUUAUAGCCUAGAAUUACCAUUUGUGCGAAAUUUUUAUUUCGUUCAAAAAUCCCUUUUCAUUGUUACCACAAUUUAAUUUAUAAUUGUUAGUAAAAUUGAAAGACUGAAAAACAUGUUUUACUUAAGCGAUAAAAUAUUUACAUAUCUGUUC
Molecule: messenger RNA, 1545 nt
Organism: Tetranychus urticae (two-spotted spider mite)
Lineage: Eukaryota; Metazoa; Arthropoda; Arachnida; Trombidiformes; Tetranychidae
Gene: Trmt61
Product: tRNA methyltransferase 61
Biological process (GO): tRNA methylation
Cellular component (GO): tRNA (m1A) methyltransferase complex; nucleus
Molecular function (GO): tRNA (adenine(58)-N1)-methyltransferase activity
Source: RefSeq, a predicted model, not a curated record